UCUCAAAUAUCCAGAUGGGUGCGCCAUCUAAGUCAGUUAAAACAGUCUUGUGAAAAGUCGCCGAGCCCCACUUCUUGUCUGAACGUCUGCCAGUGAAGACCGGGAGGGAACCAACACCACACAAAAUGAGCGACCUCAGCAAAAUCGACAUCGAAAAGGCAUCCUUCGCCUUCUCAAUUUACGACUUCGACGGUAGCGGCAAGAUUGACGCUUACAACCUUGGCGAUGUCCUGAGGGCGCUCAAUUCCAACCCCAUAUUGGCGACCAUCGAAAAGCUCGGCGGCACCAAGAAGAAGGGCGAAAAGUUCCUUACACUUGAAGAGUUCCUUCCCAUCUACAGCCAAGCAAAGAAAGACAAAGACCAGGGCUGCUACGAGGACUUCCUUGAAUGUCUGAAGCUGUACGACAAGAAUGAGAAUGGUCUGAUGCUUGGCGCUGAGCUUACACACACACUUAUGGCACUAGGUGAGAAAUUGGAGGACAAAGAAGUCGACGAAGUUGUGAAGGACUGCAUGGAUCCUGAAGAUGAUGAUGGCAUGAUUCCUUACGCGCCAUUCCUGAAGAAGGUCAUGGCGUAGAAGACGUCACAUCACAUCAUAUCUUUAGUUAUAAGAUCCUUUCCUCCGGAAAAUGUGCGACGGUUGGGGCGCCAAACCAGCGGAGGAGGGGGAGGCGCCCGCGGAGGGCUAAGACGGCGAGGUGGGCGCUCUUGCGCCGGACGCCGGGCGGAGAGGCGUGGGCGCAGGUCACAGCCCGCGCAUCCGCGCCCCGCGGCCAGCGCUCGCUGUUCCUCCUCCCUACCCCCGUCGACACCCCGUAUGCACCAACCUAGAUACGGACUACCCCUUUUUAUACUUUACUACAACAACGAUUAUGUUUGUACAACACAUCAUCUAUUACUGUACAUACUAAAAUAAGAUUAAAAACUGUAAAACACA
Messenger RNA from Hyposmocoma kahamanoa, 938 nucleotides. It is a transcript of the gene Mlc1, whose product is annotated as myosin light chain alkali. Gene Ontology annotation, cellular component: muscle myosin complex. The coding region runs from base 126 to 578 and encodes 150 amino acids. NCBI's taxonomy places the organism in Eukaryota, Metazoa, Arthropoda, Insecta, Lepidoptera, Cosmopterigidae. Gene Ontology annotation, molecular function: calcium ion binding. The transcript has 7 exons. The record is from RefSeq and is a predicted model, not a curated record.